Saxophila tyrrhenica is the source of this 372-nucleotide messenger RNA. RefSeq lists its product as uncharacterized. Bases 1 to 372 code for a protein of 123 amino acids. The record is from RefSeq and is a predicted model, not a curated record. NCBI's taxonomy places the organism in Eukaryota, Fungi, Ascomycota, Dothideomycetes, Mycosphaerellales, Extremaceae. The transcript has 2 exons.
AUGAAGUUCCUCAUCACUCUCCUAGGCCUGUUGGCCGUCAUGCUGGCGUUUGCCGAUGCAAAGCCCAAGUACAGUGCAGCUGACCGGGCGUACUCUUGCAGGACCCAGCACCACGGGUUCUACAAAGCCAUCACCAAGUUCUGCAACAACGACGGCAUCGUCAUUUCCAGUGGGUAUGGCGACCAAGGCAAGAACAACAACGGGCAUCUCGUCCAAAUCACCGGGAACUGCUUUCCCGCGCAAUGGGUACCCAAGGGGAUCUGUCAGUGGCAGUUCUACACCAUGUGUGCCACGUCGAACAAAGGUGGCGCGAAGCGUAAGAGGUUUGGGCACGGCAAGUGCCAACAUUGGAGUUUGUUCAAAUUCCAAUAG